Molecule: messenger RNA, 11836 nt
Organism: Hemibagrus wyckioides
Lineage: Eukaryota; Metazoa; Chordata; Actinopteri; Siluriformes; Bagridae
Gene: hmcn2
Product: hemicentin 2
Exons: 59
Coding region: 177-9170 (2997 amino acids)
Biological process (GO): homophilic cell-cell adhesion; synapse organization; axon guidance
Cellular component (GO): axon; plasma membrane; neuronal cell body
Molecular function (GO): cell-cell adhesion mediator activity; axon guidance receptor activity; calcium ion binding
Source: RefSeq, a predicted model, not a curated record
CACACACACACACACAGAGAGAGAGAGCCUGCAGUCUCCCGGAUGAAUCCGUCCUGAGCGGAAUGUUCUUCUACAGUACCGCGAAUUAAACGGAUCUUCAUCUCGGUCUCGCGGACGCGGUUCAGAAGAGCUCGGUGUGUAAUGUGUUGUUGUUUUGGACCAGAAGUGAAGUUCUGAUGGAGUUCUGGAUAAAGUUUUUAGCGGUAGCCUUAGCGUUGCUCCCGACGCACUCGCAGUUAAACCCGGAGCACGAGAUCAGCGGCUCUUCUCUCGCCUUCGUGUUUGACGUCACAGGCUCCAUGUACGACGACCUGCAACAGGUGAUGGAAGGAGCCUCGCGCAUACUGCACCGCAUGCUGAGCCGCACGGACACGCCCAUCCGCAACUUCGUGCUCGUGCCAUUCCACGACCCAGAUAUCGGCCCAGUUUCCAUCACCAGUGACCCCAAACAGUUUCAACAUGACCUGCAGGAACUCUUCGUCCAGGGGGGAGGUGACUGUCCGGAGAUGAGUGUUGGAGCAAUACACUCGGCACUGGAAGUUUCUCUGCCUGGAUCGUUUAUUUUCGUUUUCACAGACGCUCGAGCUAAAGAUUAUAGACGUAAACAGGAAGUGUUGCAGCUGGUGCAGCUCCGCCAGUCUCAGGUUGUGUUCGUGUUAACAGGGGAUUGUGGUGAUCGUUCUCAGCCUGGUUACAGAGUGUACGAGGAAAUCGCAGCCACAAGCUCUGGACAGAUCUUCCACCUGGACAAACAGCAAGUUAAUGAGGUUCUGAAAUGGGUUGAGGAGACCGUACAGGCCAUGAAGGUUCAUUUGCUCUCUUCAGACCAUGAGCUUGGUCAGGAGGCACAGUGGGAGUUGCCCUUUGACCCCAGCCUUAAGGAGGUGACCGUGUCGCUGAGUGGUCCAACACCUCGCAUCGAGCUCAGAGAUCCGCUUGGUCGAACUGUUGGUGAGAAACAGGGACUGAGAGAGCUGCUGAACAUCCCAAACUCUGUGCUAGUGGUCAACCUGAAGAACCCUCAUCCUGGACUCUGGACACUGAAGGUAGUGUGUAGUGGGCGACAUACACUCAGAGUAACUGGAGUCAGUAACCUGGACUUCAGAGCCGGUUUCUCCACUUCAGCUGUCACGGAGUUCAGCAGGACCAAAGAACGACCCAUCAAAGGUCUUCCUGUGCAUGUACUGUUGAAGUGUUCAGGUCUGAGUCCUCCUGGUGUGGUCAGUAGUCUGGUUUUAGUCUCAAAGCGUGGUGAGGAUCUGCAGAGAGUUUCACUUCCUGUUCCUGUAGACAGAGGUGUGAGUGGGGUGUGGAGUGUGCCGGAGAUGCAAACUCCAUCUGAAGGUUUCUUCAUUAAAGUCAAGGGGAAAGAUGUAGGCGGAUUUGCCUUCCAACGUCUCUCCAGUGUUUUAUACACAAACGUUAUUCCAGUCGUUCCUGUGGUUGAGAUGCCCUCUGUCCAGCACGGUGUGUUAAUGCAGAAUGUGUUAAUUGAGUGCAGUGUACAGAGUGACCUUCCCUUCACACUCACCUUCAGGAAGGAUGGAGAGAUGCUGGGACAGCAGAACAGCUACCAGUCUUCAGCUAAUGCAUCAUGGGAAAUUCUUCAGGUUUCUGCAAGAGAUGAGGGAAUGUACGAGUGUAUGGCUCAGAGCACUGCAGGAGUAGGACGAGCUCACACACGCUUCACUGUUAUAGCAUCCCCUAUGUUAGAUCACAGUCUAUCAGAGGUUAUAGCAGUAGUCGGUGAACCCAUCACUCUGCCAUGUGUGCUGGUGGACGGAGCGCCGCUUCCUGAGAUCAUCUGGACUCGUAAUGGACAAAAGGUCCAGAGCAAUUACUUAAUCUCAGUCAGGAGUGAUGGCAGUCUGCACAUGAAGAGAGCUGCCCCAGAGAAUGCUGGGAAUUACCAGUGCACUGCAGUGAACAUGGCCGGAUCAGCGAACAUAACAGUCACCCUGCAGAUCCACAUUCCACCUGUGAUCUCAGCUGCUGCUUCUCAUUAUGAUGCUGCUGAAGGAGUGAGUGUUUCUCUGCCAUGUGAAGCAGCUGGAAACCCAAAACCUUCCAUAACCUGGACCAAGGGUGAUAAGCCUGUCUCUCCGCCACAGCCUGAUGGGAGUUUGUUGAUCUUCAGCUUGACUGCAGCAGAUUCAGGACGUUACAUCUGCACAGCGAGCAGUCCAGUUGGAGAAACACACAGAGAUGUCACUCUCACUGUCCACUCAAAGCCCCUUAUCCGCAGAGCACAUGAGCACACUGAGGUCACUAACAGAACAGCGGAGGAGGGGGCAGAGGUCAUCCUGCCAUGUGAGGUUGAGGGAAGUCCCACCCCUACUGUGUCCUGGAGCCGUAACGGGCAGUUCCUUCCACCAAUCACUGCCCGGGUCACAGUUUUGCCGUCUGGCUCUUUGAAGAUCGGGAAUGUUCAGCUGGCGGACAGUGACAUUUAUACCUGCACUGCUGAGAACCCAGUUGGAGUUAACACACUGAGCUACAGUUUACAUGUCCAGGUUCCCCUGAGGAUUGUGGGUCAGCAGGAAGAGGAAAUGAGUACCGUGGAAGGUCACAUGGUCUCUCUUACAUGUGAUGUUCAAACUCACCUGACUCCUGAAAUCAUUUGGAUGAAAGAUGGACAACUGCUGCUGUUUGGUUCUGGUGUUCAGAUCCUGUCAGGUGGGAAGAUGCUGCAAAUUUCCAGAGUACAGCAGCAGGAUGCAGGACAGUAUGUCUGCACAGUGACCACCUCAGCAGGACAGAACCAGAAGAGCAUCAUGCUGAAUGUUUAUUCCCCACCCAUUCUACUCCCACUGCCCCACUCGGGAUCAGAGGUCAUGACACCUCGAAUAGGGUCAUCUGUUACACUGAACUGUGAGGCUCGAGGAGUUCCUGAGCCAGAGGUCACAUGGUACAGAAAUGGCUGGAAGCUGAACUCUGGGAGAUCCCUGCAGCUUACUGGUCAGAAACUGACCAUAAACAGCAUGCAGGUGUCUGAUGGAGGUAUUUAUACUUGUAAGGUCUCUAACCCUGCAGGUCAGCAGGAAAGAACGUUCUCACUGACCACUCACGAACCUAUUGUAAUUCACGGAGCAGUUCAUGAGAGCCUCACACACACUCUGGGUUCUCACAUCACUCUGGUGUGUGAGGCAAGUGGAAUUCCUGCUCCAGACGUGCGCUGGCUAAAAGAUGGCUUGGCUUUUGGUAGUGGUAGUGUGUUGUCUUUAGGUCCACUGGAACUUUCACACAGUGGUGUUUACACCUGCAUUGCCCACAACAGUGAAGGAGAAACACACAAAAACUACACACUCACCAUCCAGGUGCCUCCCACCAUCUUGAAUACAGGUCCUUCUGAGGUCAGUGCCCUGGUGGGGGCAGAGCUCACGUUAACAUGUCGAGCAGAGGGCAUGCCCACUCCACAGCUCACCUGGAUGAGAAAUGGUGUGAAACUAGACACCACUGAGCAUGUGCAUGUCUCUGCACAUGGGCGCACAUUAACACUCCAGAGUGUGAGAAAGGAAGAUUCUGGAACAUACAGGUGUUUAGCCGUCAGCCCCGCUGGACAGGAAAGCAAAAUCUACACUGUGUUAGUGUUGGUCCCUCCCUCCAUACUGAAACACUCUGAUGUUCAGCUGGAGGUCCAGGCAGUUCAGGACAGUGGUGUGUCUCUGGAGUGUGACGCGGUGGGCGUUCCUCCUCCUCAGGUCACCUGGCUGAAAGACGGACUUCCAGUGCAGCUCACACCCCGAGUACACCUGCGCUCAAAACACACACUCCUCAGGAUCUCUCCAGUGCAGCUCUCUGACUCUGGACUUUACACCUGUGUGACUCGCAGUGAAGCAGGAUUUGCAGAACAGAGGUUCCACCUGCAGGUUGAAGCCCCUGUCAUGGUGGACCACACGGAACCACUGGAGCACAUUGUGAUAGUUCAAGGCUCUGUGGUCACUCUGGUGUGUGAGGCUCAUGGUGUUCCUCCUCCGACCCUCACUUGGUUGAAGGACAGUGAGCCUCUCUCAUUCCACCAGAACAUGCUGCUACAUGAUGGAGGAGAAACUCAUGUCCAGAUCCUGGAUGUCCGACUUGAGGAUGCUGGACUUUACAGUUGCAUUGCAAAGAACAAGGCUGGAACCAGCACCAAGACCUUCAACCUCACUGUGUUAGAGCCUCCUAAGAUAUCCAGCUCUCCAGGAAGAGAGGAGCUUGUGGUGGUGGUGGACGGUGUUUUGGAGUUAGAGUGUAUUGCUGAUGGAUUUCCUCCGCCCACUGUAAGCUGGAUGAAGGAUGGACAUCCACUAGAGGACAGCAGAGUUGUUCUACACAGAGAUGGACAGAUUCUCACUAUCAGAAACAUUCAGAUGGAGGAUGCAGGUGUGUACACGUGUCUUGUCAGUAACCCAGCAGGAGAAGAUGGGCGGAGUCUCUGGGUGCACGUUCAGGUUCCUCCAACAUUGCUGGGUUCUAGUGAAAUCACAACUAUGUCUGUGCCCUUGAAGGGUCAUAUGACCUUGGAGUGUCGGUCAGACAGCGAGCGUCCUCCAGAGAUUCAGUGGUACAGAGACGGUAUUAAAGUGCAGUUGGGAGGUCGGAUCCAGAGCAUUGCUGCCGGUCAGUAUUUAGAGAUCGGAGAUGUGAGGACAGAGGACGGCGGACUUUACAGCUGUGUGGUGUCCAACAUGGCUGGCAGCUCCAGUCUGCAGUUUCAUGUACAGAUCCUCCUGCCCCCUGUUAUUAAAGAAGGCAGUUCACUGGUCACUGCACAUGCCAGUCAGAUAGUGGUGCUACCUUGUGAGGUGGAGGGAGACUCCACCCCCUCUGUGUUGUGGAGGAAAAAUGGAGUACCAGUUCUGUUUGACAAAAGGUUUGUUUCACUGCCGGACGGAUCACUGCGUAUCCAAUCAGUGCAGCUCACUGACGCAGGCCGUUAUUACUGCAGCGUGUCUAACAAGGUGGGGUCAGACCAGCGCAGCAUGGAGCUCCGAGUCUAUGUUGGUCCCUCCAUUAGCCCCGGCCCUUUUAAUGUAACCAUGACGAUGGGCCAGAGGGCUGUUUUAGGCUGUGAAAGUUCAGGUGUACCUCUUCCUCGAGUGAGCUGGAAGAGGAAUGGACAAGCACUGAACACACACUCUGGAGCUUACAGGUUGAUGCCCUCAGGGUCACUGCUUAUCAUUUCUCCGUCUCUUGAGGAUGAAGGAUAUUUUGAGUGCACAGUAACCAAUGAGGUUGGAGAGGAGCGAAGGAUCAUAGAGGUCAUGCUUCAAGUUCCUCCAUCCAUUGAUGAUGAUGUCAUCAGUGUUACGGCCAAUAAGAUGGAGUCAGUGGUGUUACCGUGUCACGUCACCGGACGUCCGACACCAUCCAUCAGCUGGAGCAGAGGAGGGACAGCCCUGGGCACAAAGAGGGGCAGUUACAGGACCCUACCCUCAGGCAUGUUAGAGAUACAGGCUGUGAAUCCGACUCAUGCUGGCAGAUACACCUGUAGAGCACAAAACCCAGCUGGAGUCACACAAAAACACAUCGCUUUGUCUGUACAAGAGGCUCCUGAGAUAAAGAACAUGGUUAAAGAAGUGAAAGUUCUGCUGAAUCAGGAAGUUCUUCUGAUCUGUGAUGUUCAUGGAUUUCCCAAACCUUCAGUGACCUGGCUUAAAGAGGGUGUUCCCAUGGCAACAGGGGAGCACCUGGUGGUUCUGUCUGAUGGAUCGCUGAGACUUUCUCAGGUUACACGGAGCGAUGCGGGGACAUACUCCUGUCUGGCACAAAAUGCAGCAGGCAGUACGGAGGGUAAAACCGAGCUCAUCCUGCAGGUUCCUCCUGUCAUUUCUGUACCUCAUGAUGCAUACACACUCAGUGUUGGUCAGUCUGUCAGUGUGCCGUGUUCAGCGACUGGUCAGCCCAAGCCUGAGCUACAGUGGCAAAAAUUGGGUGGCUCUGUGGGGGGUGAAUCUGACCUACGGACCUUCACCAAUGGAACACUGCACAUCAAAAAUGCACAGCUGAAACAUGGCGGAGUUUACACGUGUACAGCCUUCAGCAGUGCAGGGAGAGCGAGCCGUGACAUCAUGCUGAUUCUGCAGGUCCCGCCCAUGAUUCAUGUUGGUCAGUCGGAAGUGUCGGUCAUCCAGGGCUUCCAGACACUGCUGCCCUGUUCAGCUGCAGGGGUUCCAGAUCCCAGAAUUCACUGGGAGAAAAACGGAGAUGUUAUCCAGAACCUGCAGGGAAAAUUUACUGUCCUGAGAUCAGGAGAGCUAAUCAUUGAGAGAACCCAGCCCUCUGAUGCAGGUAUGUUCACCUGUGUGGCUGUGAAUGCAGCAGGUUCUGCUCAUCACAAAGUGCAGCUGUCUGUUAACAUGAGGCCAGAGUUUAAAGAGUUGCCGAGUGACAUGACACUGAGGGCUGGGCAAGACCUGUCCCUCACCUGCCACGCCCACUCUACCCCGCCCCCUGUUAUCACUUGGAACGUUAAUAAUCGUCCCUAUACAGGAUUCAGUGUGGAUGAAGCAGGUCGGAGUUUCCUGAUGAUUGAGAAUGUCACAGUGAAGGACUCAGGGUUGUAUGUGUGUACAGCAGAGAACAGUGUUGGCUCAGUCCAAGCUUUAGCACUUAUUCGCAUCACAGAGCCUCCAGUUCUGAGAGGAGGUGCCCAUGUGUAUCAGUUUGUUUCUCAUGGUACAGUAGUUGUGUUGGAUUGUCCUGUUAAAGGAACUCCAGCUCCAGUGUUGCACUGGUUUAAAGAUGGCCACCUGCUGCAGAUCACUGAGCAUCUUCAUCGUCUCCAUAACGGCUCUCUUGUUCUGUACAGCGCAGCGAGCAAGGAUUCUGGAGAGUAUCGGUGUGUUGCUGAAAAUGAGGUGGGAGUUAUAGAGAGGACGAUAUCUCUGAAAGUACAGGACUCUCUCCGCAGGGCUCGUGCCAGUGUGAUCGGGAUGGUCAAUGAUCGUGAGUUUGGUGUGUCUUUCCUUGAAGUGAACAUCAGCGAGAACUCUGAGAGCAGAAGCAGCACACUGGAGGCUCACAUGGUGAACGUUCCUUCCAGUGUGGGUCCUUUGCUGAAAGUUCUUGUAUCUGCUUUAACUCCGAUUUACUGGACGGCUGUUUAUGAAUCAGCGGGAGCGAAGAAUGGCUUCUCAAUCAGCCAAGGGAAUUUCAGACAAGAAUCCCAACUGGAGUUUCACACAGGCGAGAUCUUAAAGAUAACCCAUGUGGUGAGAGGUGUGGAUGCAGAGGGGGUAUUGCUAGUGGACACGGUUAUUAAUGGAUUUAUUCCUGCUGUGUUUUUAUCCUCUACACUACAUCAGCAGGACUUUGAAGAGACGUAUGUGCAGGUUGGUUCUGGUCAGAUUUACUCUUGGUCUACCCAGAAUUCUUUGCAGCAGGGUGUUGGUCCGGUGCUGACCCUGCACUGUAAUCAUUCACUGGUGUUUGAUGGAUCAGUGAAACGUUUCAGUCCACUACUGCAACAAAUCCUUCUGUCACACAUCAGCAGCUCCUACAACAUGGUAGACUUCAGGCUGGACUUUCACGUCACAGCAGAGUUAUCACUACCGGAUGGUGAUGGAGAAAAAUGCCCAGAAGGAUUUCUGCUGGAUGAAGCUUCUUACUGUGCUGAUGAGGAUGAGUGUGUGUCGGAGUCUCCAUGUUCUCAUUCCUGCAUUAACAUCAUGGGGGGCUUCAGCUGCACCUGUCCAUCAGGAUUCACCAUCAACACUGAGAGCAACAGCUGCCAAGAUAUAGACGAGUGUGUGAAUGAAUCUCACAUGUGCCCCUAUAACCAGUUGUGUGUGAAUACAGUUGGAAAAUACCGGUGUGAGGUGAAGUGUGGGCCGGGAUUCAGACACAGAACUGGUGGUGCUGAGAACAGAACCAGAACUGAAGGCUGUGAAGAUGUGGAUGAGUGUUUGGAGUCGUCUGUGUCUCCCUGCCAGCACCGGUGCUUUAACACUCUUGGCUCAUUCCGCUGUGGCUGCCUGCCUGGAUACCAGCUGGUGGGACAUCGCUGCUUUGAUAUAAAUGAGUGUUUGAGGAGUGUGUGUCCAUCUCACCAACAAUGCAAGAAUACAGAUGGAGGAUAUCAGUGUUUUGAUAGCUGUCCAUCAGGAAUGACUCAGACUGAAACCGGGGUGUGUGUGGAUGUAGACGAAUGUAAAGAUGGCAGUCACAUGUGUCGCUACCGCCAGAUCUGCCAAAACACUCGUGGUGGUUAUGUGUGUGUGUGUCCCAAAGGGUACCGCUCACAGGGUGUGGGCAAGCCGUGUAUAGAUGUUGAUGAGUGUGUACAGUCUCCAAGUCCAUGUGGGUAUCAGUGCCGAAAUGUACCUGGUAGUUUCCGGUGUCUGUGUCCCCCGGGAACUGUCCUGUUGGUGGAUGGCCGCUCGUGUGCUGGACUAGAGAGACGAAAUGUGUUCAGUAAUCGAACUUGGGUUCGAGUUGGACUUCAGCCUCAGCUCGUGUCCACAAGGGGUCAAACACUAACGCUGCUACAGAACACACAGCCAGGGGCAUCAUGGAGCAGCUUACACACUUGCCCACCUGGUUAUACUAGUAAAGCCAGUAGCUGUGUAGACAUUGAUGAGUGUGUGCUGAGAAAACCGUGCCAACACGAGUGCCGGAACUCAGUAGGAAGUUUUCAGUGUUUUUGCCCCUCAGGAUAUCAGCUCAUGCCCAAUGGUCAAACAUGCAGAGAUAUUGAUGAAUGUGUAGAGCACAGUUUGCAGUGUGGACCAAACCAAAUGUGCUUUAACACCAGGGGGAGCUAUCAGUGUUUGGACACUCCCUGUCCUACCAGUUAUCACAGAGGAGGAAGUCCAGGCGUGUGUUACAAGCCAUGUUCACGUGGGUGUGCUGCAGGAUCUUCUCUCCUCCUUCAGUACAAACUACUCACACUUCCUUUGGGAAUUCCAGCUCAACACAACGUCAUCCGAUUAUCAGCAUUUUCCGAAUCCGGUGUUCUUCAGGAGCGAACAGUAUUCACCAUCCUGGAACAAAACGGAGAGAUUACAGAGCAGCUGUUUGGGAUUAAAGACGAGGCUGGAAGAGGAAUCAUCUUCACCACUCGCUAUUUAAAUCAGUCUGGUCUGGUGAACCUGAAGGUCCAAGCAACCACGCUGAAUCAGCUUGGACAAAUCACUUACCAGAGUUUAUUCAUCAUCUACAUCUCCAUUUCUGCUUAUCCAUACUGAGCUCCAGUCCUCCACACAUUUCUUCAGUAUUGGUCCUACAGUAUUCACUGUGUGCAGUUUUAGUAAAUAACAUUAAAGUGUUUUAUGUUGCUGACACAGAUUUUUAUUUUUUAUUUACUUUUUCGUGUUUCACAGAUUGUUCUGUUAUUAUGCCCAAAAUAAAAUUUCAGAAUUAUAAUGGAUAGCACUUGCUUUAAAUUAUUUUUACUUUACUCUGUUGUACUAUUCCCUCUUGGAUAUCAAUGUUUGUGUAAAGGCUAUAUUUAUGUCCAUUGUGAACAAGAUAGCCAUUUGGGGAAUUUUUAGUCCUUUAAGUUUCUGUACGAAAUCAUACGUGUCUUUUAUAUAGCUAGGGUGGCCAAUCGAAAGGGAAUUUAAAUGAAAAUCUAAAAAUUUGGCUGUAUAGUAUGUUUUCACUGCCACAGAAGGAAUUUAGUAGGGUCUGCUCCAUGUAGCUGGGUCCUUGUGUAUUUUUGGGAGACAGUCCUGCAGUCCUGUUUUACUCCACUAAUAUCUUCAUAGUACUCCCUCAUGUUUAUUAUUUUAUUUAUGUUUAUCAUUUGCUGUAGUAGAGCUCCAGUGAUACUAAUACAAGGCGUAAGUACACACUAGCCUGAAGGAUUCUUGGUUAAUUUUCUGUAUUUAGUCACUCUGCUAUAGCAGAACAUUGGAAUGAGGACAAAGCUGAAUAAAAAUCUGCAUAAUUAGAGUUUUGCAUAAUUGCCUAAAUUGUAUACACUAUAUUGCCAAAAGUAUUCGCUCACCUGCCUUGACUCGCAUAUGAACUUAAGUGACAUCCCAUUCCUAAUCCAUAGGGUUCAAUAUGACGUCGGUCCACCCUUUGCAGCUAUAACAGCUUCAACUCUUCUGGGAAGGCUGUCCACAAGGUUUAGGAGUGUGUUUAUGGGAAUUUUUGACCAUUCUUCCAGAAGCGCAUUUGUGAGGUCACACACUGAUGUUGGACGAGAAGGCCUGGCUCUCAGUCUCCACUCUAAUUCAUCCCAAAGGUGUUCUAUCGGGUUGAGGUCAGGACUCUGUGCAGGCCAGUCAAGUUCCUCCACACCAGACUCUGUCAUCCAUGUCUUUAUGGACCUUGCUUUGGUCACUGGUGCACAGUCAUGUUGGAAGAGGAAGGGGCCAGCUCCAAACUGUUCCCACAAAGUUGGGAGCAUGGAAUUGUCCAAAAUGUCUUGGUAUGCUGAAGCAUUCAGAGUUCCUUUCACUGGAACUAAGGGGCCAAUCCCAGCUCCUGAAAAACAACCCCACACCAUAAUCCCCCCUCCACCAAACUUUACACUUGGCACAAUGCAGUCAGACAAGUACCGUUCUCCUGGCAACCGCCAAACCCAGACUCGUCCAUCAGAUGACCUACCACUUCGUGGCUGAGUUGCUGUCGUUCCCAAACACUUCCACGUUCUUAUAAUACAGCUGACAGUUGACUGUGGAAUAUUUAGGAGCGAGGAAAUUUCACGACUGGAUUUGUUGCACAGGUGGCAUCCUAUCACAGUUCCACGCUGGAAUUCACUGAGCUCCUGAGAGCGACCCAUUCUUUCACAAAUGUUUGUAAAAACAGUCUGCAUGCCUAGGUGCUUGAUUUUAUACACCUGUGGCCAUGGAAGUGAUUGGAACACCUGAUUCUGAUUAUUUGGAUGGGUGAGCGAAUACUUUUGGCAAUAUAGUGUAUGUAUCAUUUAGUUGAUUUAGUAGAUGUAGAAAAACAAUGAAAGCAAUUCAAGACAUACUCAUACCAUCACACAGAACUGUAUACAUGAAUCUAGCCUGAUUUAUGUCUGUACUGUAAUACUGAAAAUGAGCUGAAGGUAAAAGUUCUCUCCUGACCUGCAGAAAUCUCUGAGGAACGGGAUGAAACCCAAGCCAUGACACUGCUGCCUCAGUGCUCCAGCCAUGAGCUUAAUGUCUUAGAUCAUUAAUAAAUCCUUCAUCUCUGUUUUCUUUCUGAAUUCAAGUCUGGUCUUCAGAUUCUUACUGAUAAUGAGUGUCUUACAUUUUGUGGUUUGGUCUCGAUAUUUCUGCUCAAAAUCUUUUUGGAAUGGUGGAUUUUUUAAUAUACAUUUUUUGUUUUUAAUUAAUAUUAUUUUGUGUUAUUUACUUAUUAAUGUUCUUUCAAUGUAAUAAAUUAAGUGGUUUUCUCGGCACACUGUUGAUCUUCAGCAUCGAAACGUUCGAUCACAUAGCCAAAAAUUUUAUUGGAAAUAAUAUAUACUGUUAUAAGACAGCUGAACUUGCAUUGUUCCAGGGGGGGGAACACUUGCAUCACCUUUAACACCUGAUUUAAUGAAAAGGGCUAUUCACACUGUGCUUAACCCCGGGUUCUCAUUGCUCUUAACCCUGCAUUUAAGCCCGAGUUUCACAGGUGUAAAGUAGCACGGCUUUCUCCCCGGGGUUAUGAAGAUGUGUUCACUGAACUUCAUAUAUAUAACAGUCAUCAUGAAGCAGCAGCCGCAGCAACCCUAAAACAGGAAAAUAAAUCAACAAUCAGGAGUUUAAUACAUUUUGGUGAUAAACAACUUAUCUGAUGUAUUUCAUUCAUGGAUUUGUACACAUGCUGAAAAAAUUAAAAGCCAUUAAGAAUGAUUACAGAUGGGUAUUCAAGUGUAACGACUGAACACAAAACCACAGGCUUUAUUUUUAUUCAGUAAAACUGC